Lucilia cuprina (Australian sheep blowfly) is the source of this 714-nucleotide messenger RNA. RefSeq lists its product as uncharacterized. The coding region runs from base 1 to 714 and encodes 237 amino acids. The record is from RefSeq and is a predicted model, not a curated record. The transcript has 3 exons. NCBI's taxonomy places the organism in Eukaryota, Metazoa, Arthropoda, Insecta, Diptera, Calliphoridae.
AUGUCAGUUAAAUUCACCGAAGAUAUUCACUAUCAUCCUUUGCAGUUUCAAUUUAUUGAUGUUUACAAGUCUUUACCAUCAUUAUGGAAAGUGAAAUCCAAAGACUAUAGCAAUAGAAUGAUAAAAAAUAGAGAUUAUAAUGUUUUAGUUGAAAAACUAAAGGAAAAAUAUCCUGAUGCUACUAAAGAAAUGGCAGUAAAAAAGAUAAACGUCAUGCGUACAUCAUAUCGUCGUGAAUUAAAGAAACAAAGAGCAAGUCUAAAAUCUGGUGCUGGCGCAGACGACGAAUAUGUGCCAACUCUUUGGUACUUUGAUCAUCUCUCGUUUCUUAAUGAUCAGGAAGAGUUCAUUACAGGACGAACUACAAUGGAAGAUGAAAUAGAAAGCGGGGAAUUUGACAUUCCAUCAAAAAGGAGAAAGACUUGUCCAGAAGACAAUUUAAUAAAGUUAGCGUGCGAGAAAUUAAGCAAUAGCAACUGUCAGCAAAAAGAAAAUGACUCUUUGGCGAAAUCGUGGAAUGCUCAGUACCAAGAAAUUAAUGACAAUCAAAAAAUAUUUGCAAGGAAAAUAAUUUCGGAUGUUUUAUUUCACGGUUGCCUAGGAAAGCUGGAGCUAAAUGAUACUAUAAAAAUCCAAAAUAUUUUAAAUAAGAAAAGCGACAGUUUAAAUACAUCAGUACCCAGAAACGUAACAAAAAUUUCCAACACCGUUUAG